Arthroderma uncinatum is the source of this 2652-nucleotide messenger RNA. Its product is annotated as kinesin heavy chain. Gene Ontology annotation, molecular function: microtubule binding; ATP binding; microtubule motor activity. The transcript is spliced from 2 exons. Bases 1 to 2652 code for a protein of 883 amino acids. NCBI's taxonomy places the organism in Eukaryota, Fungi, Ascomycota, Eurotiomycetes, Onygenales, Arthrodermataceae. The record is from RefSeq and is a predicted model, not a curated record. Gene Ontology annotation, biological process: microtubule-based movement; mitotic spindle organization.
AUGAGCUCCCAGCAAUCAAAUGUGUUCGAUUUCUCUAUCCGGUCGACCGUCGACGAUAUCAUGAACGGCUACAACGGAACGGUGUUUGCAUACGGCCAGACCGGUGCGGGCAAGUCUUACACGAUGAUGGGAUCUGAUAUUUUCGACGCCGAGGGCAAGGGAAUAAUUCCUCGCAUCGUGGAGCAGAUAUUCACCAGUAUACUGACCAGCCCUGGUAAUAUCGAGUACACCGUGCGGGUGAGCUACAUGGAAAUAUACAUGGAGCGAAUAAGAGAUCUGUUGGUGCCGCAGAACGACAACCUCCCGGUGCACGAAGAAAAAUCGAGGGGAGUCUACGUGAAGGGUCUACUGGAGAUAUACGUGUCGAGCGUGCAGGAAGUAUUCGAGGUGAUGAGACGCGGUGACACGUCGAGGGCGGUUGCAGCGACCAACAUGAACCAGGAAUCGUCUCGCUCACACUCCAUAUUCGUCAUCACCAUCACACAGAAGAAUGUUGAGACCGGAUCUGCCAAAAGCGGCCAGCUCUUCCUCGUCGAUCUGGCUGGUAGUGAAAAGGUUGGAAAAACCGGUGCCAGUGGACAGACCCUCGAGGAAGCCAAGAAGAUCAACAAGAGUUUGAGUGCGCUGGGAAUGGUCAUCAACGCCCUCACCGACGGAAAAUCCACACAUAUACCUUACCGAGACUCGAAGCUUACCAGAAUCUUGCAAGAGAGUUUGGGAGGAAAUUCUCGAACGACCCUGAUCAUCAACUGCUCUCCAAGCAGCUACAAUGACGCAGAAACCCUCAGCACCCUUCGAUUUGGCGCGCGAGCAAAGGCCAUCAAGAACAAGGCAAAGAUCAACCAGGAAUUGAGUCCGGCGGAAUUAAAACACUUACUCAAGAAGGCCCAGAGCCAGGUCACGACAUUCGAGACUUACAUUUCAGCUUUGGAAACCGAGGUCCAGGUCUGGAGAAACGGAGAAAACGUCUCAAAGGAGAAAUGGACAGCCCUGAGGUCUGCCGAUACGGUUGGUGGCCUCAAAGCGGACGCCCGUGGGCCCCGUCCCGGGACACCGUCCAGGCUACAGUCUGAUAUAUCGAGGUCAGAGACGCCGAGUAGGCCCGACUCAAGGAUCGGGGAGAGGUCAAGCACACCAAGCAUCGUCCUCGAAAAGGACGAGAGAGAGGAAUUCCUGAAGAGGGAGAAUGAAUUCCAGGAUCAACUCGCCGAGAAGGAGACAUACAUCGCCAACGCAGAGAAGGAAGUCCAAGAAAAGAAGGAAGAACUUAAGAUCCUUAAGGAGAACGCUGUUAGGACAGGCAAGGAUAACGAGAAGCUAAACGCCGACGUCAACGAGCUCCGUAUGCAGCUCGAGAAGGUAUCUUACGAAAGCAAGGAGCAGGCCAUCACCAUGGAUACCCUGAAAGAGGCAAACUCCGAGCUUACAGCGGAACUGGAUGACCUUAAGCAGCAGCUUCUCGACGUCCGCAUGCGUGCUAAGGAAACGAGCGCAGCACUCGACGAGAAGGACAAGAAGAAGGCAGAGCGUAUGGCUAAGAUGAUGGCCGGAUUCGACAUGAAGGUAGAUGUAUUCUCAGAGAAUGAGCGCAAAAUACGACACCUGGUUGAGCGCGUUGACGCUCUCCAUGCUACAAGCUCGGCCGGAGAAGCGGUUACUCCAGACGAGUUUGUCGAGCUUCGAGGAAGCCUGGUUGAAGCGCAGGGCGUUGUGAGGCAAGCUGAGCUUGCCAUGACUAGCCGCGACGAAGGCUUCCAUGGCUCCUUUGACGGAAAGCUGUUGGAUAAAAUCGCUAGCCUUCAGCAUGAGGUUGACGAGCUUCUCGAGCAGCACCUCGGCGAAGCUGAUAUCUCCGAAAUCAAAGAGAAGCUCAGCAAGGCAUGUGCCGAUGGCAACGAGCUGGAGAACAUGGCGCUGGAGCAUCUCCGGAAUGAACUGUCUCUCAGGGACGAGGAGCUAGGCCGCCUGAGACAGUCAGUCGCUGACUCUACGCCGCGUUCCCAGCCUAAUGGCUCCCCAGCCAACACCAACGGCGCAGCGGCCAUCAACAGCAAGACCCUGCAGCAGCAGAUAGCCGAUUUCGAUAUCAUGAAGAAGUCUCUCAUGCGUGACCUGCAAAACAGGUGUGAGCGGGUUGUUGAACUUGAAAUAUCGCUGGAUGAGACUCGUGAGCAGUACAAGCAGGUCCUACAGUCAUCAAAUAACCGCGCGCAGCAGAAGAAGAUGGCUUUCUUGGAACGCAACCUCGAGCAGCUCACACAUGUGCAGCGCCAACUGGUAGAGCAGAACGGUAGCCUCAAGCGUGAGGUCGCCAUCGCCGAGCGAAAAUUGAUAGCCAGGAACGAGCGAAUCGAGAGCCUGGAGUCCCUGCUCCAGGAGAGCCAAGAGAAAUUAACGGCCGCGAACCAUAGAUUCGAAGCACAGCUCACGGCGGUAAAAGAACGUCUGGAAGCCGCGAAAGCUGGCUCUACUCGCGGCCUUUCCUCAGACUCGACAGGAUUCGGGUUUGGAGGCUCGCGGAUAGCGAAACCACUCCGCGGUGGUGGCGGAGCCGAUGGUCCAUCGAAUGCUGCGCUGUCCAGUGUCCAGGCACAGGAGCCGUCGACGAGUGCUGGCCCAAAACGCACCAGCUGGUUCUUUGACAGACGAUAA